UAGUCUCACACAUUCUUUGCGUUACUGAAUACUCCAGAGCGAUUCAUCAUCAAUCUGUUUCAAAACCAAAGAUUUUAGGUUCAAGAUUUGGGUUUUUCAGAUUUCAAUCGACUGAGCGAACAUGUCAGAUCACGAGGAUCAUAAGUCGGAAUCGUUGAUGGAGAAGAUAUCGGACAAGAUUCAUGGUAAGGAUGAUUCUUCUUCGUCUUCAGAUUCAGACGACGACAAGAUUUCAGCGAUGAAAUCGAAGGUUUUUCGCAUGUUCGGUAGGGAAAAGCCCGUCCACAAUGUCUUCGGCGGCGGAAAGCCUGCCGAUGUGCUCCUAUGGAAGGACAAGAAGGUAUCUGGUGGAAUCCUAGGUGGAGUUUCAAUCAUCUGGUUCCUUUUUGAAGUGAUGGAAUAUCAUCUGCUGACACUUGUUUGCCACAGUCUGAUUCUUACAUUGGCAAUACUAUUUCUAUGGUCAAAUGCCUCAGCCUUCAUCAACAAAUCUCCACCAAAAAUCCCACAAGUUGUGAUUCCAGAGAAACCAGUUUUGGAAAUUGUGUCAUCCCUGAGAAUUGAGUUAAACAACGGUUUUGCAGCUAUUAGAGAUAUCGCUUCAGGGAAAGACCUCAAAAAGUUUCUAUCUGUUAUUGCUGGAUUGUGGUUUGUGUCAAUCAUCAGCAACUGCUAUAACUUCUUGACAUUGGUUUACAUAUUGGUUGUGUUGCUGUUCACGGUGCCUGUGGUGUAUGAUAAAUAUGAGGAUAAGAUCGAUCCGCUUGCAGAGAAGGCAUUGAUUGAAAUCAAGAAACAGUAUGCGGUUUUCGAUGCAAAAGUGUUGUGUAAGAUCCCGAGAUCCAUGAAAGAGCUUAAAGCUAAGAAAAAGGUUUAAGAAUAUGCAACUUUGUUACUGGUUAGGUGUGUCUUAUAUAUCUAAAUCUUAAAAAUGGUUGAUUAUUGUGUUUUUCUUGAUGAUUUGGGGUUUGUGAGGUUGGUAAUAGAGAUUGAUUGAUACGCUAAAACCCUCCUCCCCAAUAUAAUUUCUUGUGUUUUUAGAGUUGUGGUGAUGUCUUUGUGUUUUUUUUUUCUAUUUUUAUAUAUACAUGGUGUUACAGUUUUUGUUGA
Molecule: messenger RNA, 1110 nt
Organism: Lactuca sativa (garden lettuce)
Lineage: Eukaryota; Viridiplantae; Streptophyta; Magnoliopsida; Asterales; Asteraceae
Gene: RTNLB3
Product: Reticulan like protein B3
Biological process (GO): response to bacterium
Source: RefSeq, a predicted model, not a curated record